Porites evermanni is the source of this 5681-nucleotide messenger RNA. The record is from the annotation of a GenBank genome assembly. NCBI's taxonomy places the organism in Eukaryota, Metazoa, Cnidaria, Anthozoa, Scleractinia, Poritidae.
CAUGUAAACAACAGCCAUGACAGAGGAGUUUCAUUCCAGCAGUUGAUGAAGUGUUCCUAGUAGCUGUCUUGUUGCAGCUUGCUCUUAACCGGUAAUGGCUAAGUUGAAAACGAAGCUGCUGAUUGUAGCUGUGCUAGGUGUCGUUUUAGCUGUAUUUUAUCCCAAGAUAAAGAAGGUUUAUGGAAAACAUGUUAAGCCCCAUGCAGACAUCGCUGCCAACAUUUUAAGAGUCAUCAAAGAUUUUCACAUUUUUGGUUAUCAUGUCCCAUGGAAGUAUGUUCUUCCAGGAUUCGGUCUGUUUCUUGCUGUUCAGCUAUUUAGGGUAAGUAUCAUCUCAUUUCUUUUUCACCUUUCCAGCUGAAAGCGAUGUGCUCUUGUCUGUCACGUUAAAACCUUCUUAAGGAACUGUCACUAUAAAAAUUUAUCACAAUUUUUUUCUUCUAGCGCUAUCACCCUCAGAGUUUAAAAAAUAUAUUUAUAAUAAUUUCUUUUUCAUUUCGAAUGAAAUCUCACCUCUUACGUCCAUUAACAUGGCAUUUUCCAGACUUGACAAAAAUAAUUAUUUUAAAGUUGUCGCAUUUAUUUUUAAUAAUUCCUUUGAGGACAUAGUUUCGUAUGCAGAGAAUUUAGUGAUUGUAACCUUUCUUUAUUAACAAAAAUAAAAUAAUGUAAAAUUUCUGUCCAAGUAAACAAGAUAUGUUUUCUCCCUUUGAUAUAUACCAUCAACCCUUUUGUUGCAAAGUUUUGCUAACAGACUGAUGCUAAUUAGAUCAUGUUAGAUCUGGGGUGGGGUAAUGUGCAAAAAAAAAAUUAACUGUAAAAAAAAUCCUUUUUAAAAUAACGUCUCGUUUAUCAAUUUUAAGAUAAGUUAGAACUUAAAUAGAUGUCAUGAAAAAUGACAUUUGAAUUAAAUGUGUUUUGAAUUAUUUGAGGUCCUAUAGUUUGAUUUGGUAAAUUGCAAAUGAUAAAAACUGGUUUGUGAAUAAUUGAAAACCAGCCAGCAGCUUUAACCACACCUUGGUACCUAGUGUUUGCAGUUUUCAACAGGUACCUGAUUGUGCUGCUAAGCAUGAUUUUGGAAUAAUUUUACUUCCGGCAAGCACAAAGUUAAGUUCCUUACUCUAAAUUUUAUUGACCAACUGGCUUAUUACUCCUAGACAUUAAUGUUUUCCCAAGUUGUACAAAGUCUGUUCAUAAUCCUUCCUGAGUUCUUUCCAAUGACCAAGUCUUAACUUGUGCAAAAAAUAUGGAGUGUUGUGAAACUGUAUGCCUUUUUUUGUAGUGAUGGGUAAUUAAAUUAUUUAUACCCCAGAAGGGUAAUUAAAUUCAUGAGUUAUAGGUAGGAUGCUGGAUGUUUGUAUCCCCCAGCUUCUACUGACUCUUGUUUGUAUUCUGACAUCAAAACGUUUUGCAUAGGAGCAUAUAAAUGUAUACAGAGUGCUCACUUGGUACAACGUUUUAAAGUAUUAUACACCUAAUUGCAAUACUUAGAAAAAUGAAAAAAGGAAAAAGCCAAAUAGGAAUUAAUUAGGCUAAUAAGCCUAAUGAAUUCAUUCACAGCAUCCACACAUGGACGUCGUAACGGCCUGUUGGAAUUUGCUAUUGUUUUAAAGCCGAAAAACAAUUUAAAAAAAUUCCAGCAAGGAAAUGCAAUGGCUGCAAAUGAGAAUGUGAGAACCUUGGGAAUGUGCCUUUAUUCUUUUUUUAUUUUUCUACGACAAUGUUUUUGCAAUAAGUUGUAUGUGAUAUAUGAAGAAGGUAACACUCCAGAUCAACACAUUUGUAAGACUGUCAAGAUGGAAGAGGAUAAUAAAGAUCAAGUAUAAUUUUAGUCAGAGGCUGCAGAGUUGAGAAUUUGGCUUCCUCAUGAACAGAGGUUCUUAGCCAGCUCUGUUUUCAAGCUUUAAAGCUUCCUAUAUCACAGGCAGAAUAGCAGCCCUGUUUCAUCAGCAUCUAAGAUAAGGGGCUAAACAGUAUCGCACUACCUAGUAGCCACAUUCUUGGUCAGCUCAAGUUGCAUAAGAGCUGGGAUGUGGCAUAUGCAUAGGGAAACACUUGUGGAAAAGUGUGUUUUGAUUUUACUCCUGACUUAGCCUGCAGUGCAGGCAUAUUUUGGGCAGACGAAAGCUGCUUCUUUAUGUUUGUAUUGUCGUAGCCGCUCCUCCUCUCUGACUUUUAGAGUUUCAACAUGGUGCUUUCACAAGUAAAAACAUUGCCGUGCACAGUAGGCUAUUCCUCGCUCAGUUUAGUUUUUGAUUGUUUGAAUCAUUGGCUCUGACAUUACUCUGUACUGUGUGAUGAGCAAAUACUGGCAGCAUAUAAUGAGUGACUAUAUCAUAAUUUUUUUAUAGUACAAGAGAAAAGACAUGAACAGUCUAAAGUUAAAAAGGUACUCUAUUGAAAGCUGACCAAAAUUAACAAAAAGAAAAUAAGUGAUAUUUCAUUUUUUUUUAUCCCUGACCAAUAAUAUAUUAUAUAUAUCUCAGAGGUACAUGAUUUAGAGGGAUACAUACGUGUAAAGUCCAUAUCAAGAAAGUCAUAGAGGAAUUGUAAAUUAAAGCGCUGUAUACACUUUUACAACAGAGACGCCGUAGACUAAAGAAAUUGGCCGAAGAACAAAAGAAAAAGGGCCAGACCUUCAUGACAGAGGAAGAAGGUAUGUUAUAGUUAGUAUGAUCAGCUGCUACCAUUGUUAUACAUUUUCUUUGUUGUUACAUUGAAAUAGAUGAAGCCAGUUUUGGGGGGUGUUUUUUCAGUGAUGUCCUGAUACAUGUAUUUAUAUUUUAAUUCUAUUUGCGAUUGACGUGACAUUAGUUCUUGUCAUGUAUAGUUUGGGCAUUAAGUGAUGUCUUAAGCAACAGUUGCAAAAUUCGUAUUAUUAGAAGAAGCAGCAUCGAUAUACCCCUUAUUGCCUUGCUAGUAAGAUAAUGAAGCUGUACAGAAUUAUUUGAUAUAUUGAAUAUUAUGGAAUCAUUGCAAGUCAAUCUGUUUGAAUUUGCACAGCCUACAUUCUCCCUAUAAUUAUACAGAUAUAAAUAGUACUUUGAAAUAUCUAACAUAAUGUAUUAUUGAUCACCCUUGGCUUUGCAGUUGGCAGGUCUUUCCAGUUGGGUUCUGAUCAUGAGUGACAACCUCUAAAUGAAGAGCAUCACUAAGAGAUAGAUCAAUCUAUGUCUAAGUUAAAGGUUUACAUUUAUGUGGCCCUGAAUGUUAUAAAGGAAUUAAAAGAAAUGUAUGAAAUUUUAAAGUUUUAAGAACAACCUGUACAGUGAAAAUACGUCCCGUUAGAUUAAGGAAUCCUUCGGGUUGGCCAAAAGGUUUAUUUUGACAUUUUCAUAAAAAAUCUUCUGAAACUCUGAUCCAAAUUACAUGUGUUCCAGUGUAGCCAAAGUCUUCCUCUUAACUCAGGGCCUACAUGUAAAUAAUAAUUUUUGGCUUUUGGUGUGAAAGAAAACCCUUCCCCCUUCAACUGUUGCAAUUCAGAAUUUCUUGAUGGUUUGUGGUAUGCAUUUCUGGAUUAAAAUGUUUUAAUUCAUUUUCCACUAAUUAAUGUGCUUCAUUUUUCAUUUAAAGUGUUGAAACAGUUCCAUUUCUGUAGUUGAAAAACUGUUAAUGUUGGCUUUAAUAUGCAUUAUUACUUUGUUCUAAUUCACAGUACUUAAAUUUGUGUAAUAGGGGGAAUGUAUGGCUUUUCACUAAUCGCACUUAGGAAUAAUGUUGCUUCACAUUAAUUCCACACUAAUUUAACCUACUAGAGAUGUUGCACAAGUUAGACUCAUGAAUGGUUGCACGUUUUCCGUUACAACAACCUUUUUCUUCUAUAGAAGUGAAAGUUGUCAGGUGCUAUUCAAAGCUUAAUUUUUUUUGCACUGUUUUGACAACACUUCUUUCUAAUUAUUUUCCUGUCAUUCAUCUUAGUCUAUGAUGAUAAAACCUUACACCAGGACAAUGAUUUCUUUCUUGAAUAGCUCCAUUAAAGUAAAUUCCACAUUCCCCUUUCAGAAAAACAUGUGCAUACCACAAACCAUGUUGAAAAUACUGAAAAAGGUGAUCUUCCAGCCCCACCCACCAACCUGUCAGAUAUAUCAAUACCAGGAAAUCGAGUGCGCACUUUCAUGUAUUGGCCUUCAACAAGCUCUGUAAAUGUGUUUGAACUGGCAAGAGCAGGCUUUGUGUUUACCGGAAUAGAUGAUGUGGUAAAAUGCUUUCAAUGCAAGGGAACCCUUAAAAUGUGGAAACCAGGCGAUGACCCAAUGGAGGGCCACAAGGAAUACUACCCUGAUUGCCCUUAUGUAAUGGCAUGUGAUGCAAUAAAAAAGCCAGUUAAUACUCAGACCCAACUGGAAGACCUGCUUACUGUCUGUGAAGGAGUUGGGUAUCGACUGAAACAAUUGCGCGCUCUCCAGAGUAAAGCAUCUGGAGUUGAGCCAGGUAGGUACAUAUUGAGGGUUAUGGAUGAGACUUAGGGUAAUGAGUGGUAUAAAGAAGUUCCUUAGUGUAGACAUUAAUAUUGCAACCACUUGUGUUGCUUAUAAGCCUGUUAAUUCUUGUGUGAAGGCAGGGCUAUGUUAUAUACCUGUAGCUUCCUUUUGGAAAAUUGGCCCUGUGUUCCUACAUGUAGCUUCAUGCAUGAUUCAGGUGAUAAACUGGGAUCAUGAGCACAACAUGACAACAACAACAAUUAAAACAGAGAUUGUUUAAUCUUUCUAAUGACUGUAUAUCAAGAUUGUGUCCUUGUAGGAAGUAAUGAUACAUCUCCCCAAGGAAGGUUUUUGGUUCUAAUUCCAAUGCCAUUCCCUGCGCCCCCUCCAAAAAAUCUUCAGUGAACGUAAAAAAUUUCUCAGUUUGUAGUAUCCAAAGUUAUUUAUAAAUAAAUAUUGUCUUAUUAUAGUUUUAUUUGGUGUUGUGUCACUGUACUGUAGUAGUUGUCUAUUUGUUUGUACACAAGGGCAUCCCCUUUUUUUUUCGAAAUAAUAUGCAUUUCCUGAUAUUGGGUUGCAAUUGGUAGGUCAGAUAAAAAAAAACUAAAAAAAAAACACAAGAAGUCUCAGAACAGUAGGCCUGGUACCACAGCAUCAUAUUGCUGUGGAGCCUGGAAACAACAAGACAUGAAUCCAAAUUCAAUAUGGCGGAAAAGGAUGAUGUUAAAACUUAAUGUCUACAUAUUUGGAUUAACAAAAUGCACAAUAUACUGUAAAAAAAUGUUCCUGUUUUUGUUCUUGUUUUUCUCUAUGCUGUUACUAUGCUCGUUUUUCAGAUUAAAGAAGUAUUUGAAGUGAAAAAUGGUUUAACUACGUCUUUACUUUUUGUUUUUAUAAAAAAAAUAUUGAAAAUGCCAAAAAUUUGGGUCAGUCAGACAAUAUGCUAAAUGGAAAGAAAAAGGAUGGCCUAAUAUAACUCCAAAGGAUAAAAAGUUAUUUGUUAUAUAUUUCUUGUGCAUACAUGUUGAGCUAUGCUUUAUCAUUUUUGGCCUUUCUUAUUUGACAGCUAAGAAACAUCUAACAGAGCUGCAGAAGAGGUUGGACACCACUGAACGCACUAUGCAUCUUGUAAUGAAGCAAAUGGAAGCUGUUACUAAAUGUCUUGCCAAGACACUUGCCGAAGACCCUAGUAUGAGUGGUGACAAAUCUUUAGCCGAAAUCACAGAGGGACUAGUUAACUUGAAAGAGAGCAAUGUGUGA